This is a messenger RNA of Patiria miniata (bat star), 1415 nucleotides long. RefSeq names its product snaclec VP12 subunit A-like. NCBI's taxonomy places the organism in Eukaryota, Metazoa, Echinodermata, Asteroidea, Valvatida, Asterinidae. The coding region runs from base 645 to 1172 and encodes 175 amino acids. The transcript is spliced from 2 exons. The record is from RefSeq and is a predicted model, not a curated record. Gene Ontology annotation, molecular function: signaling receptor activity.
ACCUAACUGAGAACGUCUUGGAAAAAAGACUAAGUAUUUUCAAACUAGCUUUUCUGUUUCCGCCAGUGCGCAUGCGCUAUUAUUUCUGUCAAUUAUGCAUAAAAUUAUUAGGUCACGCCCUAUUCCAAUGUUGAACUCCCAAGAUGUUCUUUGCGUUCGGUUCGUCAGAAUGGGACAAUAUGCGGCAUGUAUGCUGCUGUGCGGUACACAACGGCAUGGCUGUGGACCAUUGAUCGUUAAUAACCCAGCUGGAUUCGAACCCGGGUCUGCAGCGGUGGAAGGCGAAGAAAGCACCACUACACCUAACUGAGAACGUCUUGGAAAAAAGACUAAUUAUUAUGAUCUUAUGAUUUUCUCUGCAUAUUGAUCUGUAUUGUUAUGUGGUAAAUAAAGUAAGAUCGAUUGAUUGAUUGAUUGAUAUCGUCUUUGUGGCAAGACUAACAAUUACUUAGCCGCCAUAUAUUGACCGUUGCCGUUGUUGUCAAAUUGAUCAAGGUUAUAGAGGCUCAGUAUUGCGCUGUCAUUAUUACUCUAUCGUUCGAGAUCAUUAGGUUGCUAUGCCAACCUAAUAGUAAAUCGGCUAUUAGGGGCUACAAAAGGGGCUGCAAAAGGGUGAAUCUGCCAAGCCUGGCACUGUGGUGAAAAUGGCGGCAAGGCGGUACGUCGUGCUCCUUUGGCUGGUAUCUGCGGUGGUGCCCUCGUCCUCUUUUGAUCAAGUGCCUGGGUGCUACGUCAAGCCCUGCAUACCAGGAUGGGUCCUGUACAGAGAUCAAUGCUAUAGGGUUACACCUCAGAAGCUGCCGUUCAAUGAAGCUGAGACCUACUGCCAAGGAUUCGCCAACCGCAACGGCAAGGCUCAUUUGGCGUCGGUGCACGACGAGCAAGAAAACGACUUCAUCGUUGAGCUGGCUUCAUCUGCAGGAAUAGCGGGGAAAGACGGAUGGGUCUGGAUUGGCCUGACUGAUCAGAUUGUAGAAGGUUCAUUCGCGUGGACAGACGGGACUGCCCUUUCCUACGUUAACUGGCUUCCCGGCGCACCGAGUGAUGGAGAUUACACCGCAGUGCGGCCAAUGGACAAACAGUGGAACGACGGUUACGGAAAUAAACGUGCCAUGUGUAAAAUGCCAUCCUUUGAUUUUAAAGGUCGAGUGCUCAAGGCUUGCAUUGGCUAAAGCCGAUGACUUGUACACUGUUAACAAAUUGUGCUUAGAAUUUAAACACUUUUGGUACCCACUUGUUCACAUGUAAUAUUCCAAGACAUGUUAAGGAGCUUUGCACAAAAGUAUCUGAAAGCAUGUUACAGUGUUAGUGCCAUUAAUAAUAUCUUAUAUUCAAGUUAUAUAUUUUAAAAUUCGGUGUUUUUCUGAGAAGGUUGCAGAAAAGAGCGAUAGAAAUGCAUGUAUUCAGUCUGUCAC